CCUUUUGGUUCAAGGGAUGAGGCUCCAACAACCGGAGCCACCUGGCCAGGGCUUUAGCUCAAUUUUAAUACAGAAUGGUGCAGGAAAGAUUUAUAAGAGAAUUGGUAUAAUUAUUCAUAACAAUUAAAUUUUUCUUAUUAGUAAACAUGUGUGCAGCCCAGGUCACACUCACCCCCUCCCCUCAGACACACACACCCUCCAAGGUGGAAGGCACAGAGAUAAGGCAAGCUAGGCCUUGCUGAGAAGGGUGUGUACCAGCAGAGAAACAGGAAGCUGUGCUUCAGAGCCUGGCCUGCUUGGAGGUUUCUAACUCUGGGUCAGGUGUGCUGAGGUUCAGCAGCAGAGACACUGUCUUUCUGAGCCCUGGCAGCCAUGCUGCUCAGCAUAAAUACUUUAUAAAGUGUCUGUAAUUUAUGUGUAGAGAAAGGUAUGACUGCAUUACAGCUUAAAGAGCUUUCACAUUCAGGCCUCUACAGGAGAAGACGAGAUCGUGCUGAUAGUUUGAGACUAACUGGGGAGGAAGAGCAAAGUAACAUGGCCAAUGCCCUUGCCAAUGCCACCUGUGAGCGCUGCAAGGGGGGUUUUGCACCCGCUGAGAAGAUCGUAAAUAGUAAUGGCGAGCUGUACCAUGAGCAGUGUUUUGUGUGUGCUCAGUGCUUCCAGCAGUUCCCAGAAGGACUUUUCUAUGAGUUUGAAGGAAGGAAGUACUGUGAACAUGAUUUUCAGAUGCUCUUUGCACCUUGCUGUCAUCAAUGUGGUGAAUUCAUCAUUGGCCGAGUUAUCAAAGCCAUGAACAACAGCUGGCACCCUGAGUGCUUCCGCUGCGACCUCUGCCAGCAAGUCUUGGCAGACAUCGGAUUUGUCAAGAAUGCUGGCAGACAUCUGUGUCGCCCCUGUCAUAAUCGUGAGAAAGCCAGGGGCCUUGGAAAAUACAUCUGCCAGAAAUGCCAUGCCAUCAUUGAUGAACAGCCUCUGAUAUUCAAGAAUGACCCUUACCAUCCAGACCAUUUCAACUGUGCCAACUGCGGAAAGGAGCUGACUGCUGAUGCCCGGGAGCUGAAAGGAGAACUGUAUUGCUUGCCAUGCCAUGAUAAAAUGGGCGUCCCCAUCUGUGGUGCUUGUCGACGGCCCAUUGAAGGGCGAGUGGUAAAUGCCAUGGGCAAACAGUGGCAUGUGGAGCAUUUUGUUUGUGCCAAGUGUGAAAAGCCAUUUCUUGGACAUCGCCAUUAUGAAAGGAAGGGCCUGGCAUAUUGUGAAACCCACUAUAACCAGCUAUUUGGUGAUGUUUGUUUCCACUGCAAUCGUGUUAUAGAAGGUGAUGUGGUCUCUGCUCUUAAUAAGGCCUGGUGUGUGAACUGUUUUGCCUGUUCUACGUGCAACACUAAAUUAACACUCAAGAAUAAAUUUGUGGAGUUUGAUAUGAAACCAGUCUGUAAGAAGUGCUAUGAGAAAUUUCCGUUGGAGCUGAAGAAAAGACUUAAGAAACUAGCUGAGACCUUAGGAAGGAAAUAACUUCUUUUUUCUCUUCAAAGAUAAGAGAGUACCAACAUUAUUGACCUGACCCACCCUAUUUAAAACCUGUCUCAGAAUAAUUGAGUGUAGAAAACCUAAAUUUUCUUCAUCUCCUUUUUCUCAUUAAAAAAGAAGAAAUGUUUGUGUGAUCAUAUUUAAAACAUGUGACAUCAAGAUUUCACGUUUGUUAAUAACCCUUACCAAUUUAUUAAAAUGUAGAUUAUGCUUAAUAGCAAAGAGACAUAUUUAAAUGUUAAAUUUUAAUUAAUGUUCAAAAAAUUAAAUGCAACUUUUUUUUUUUUUUUUUUUUUUUUUUACCAUUACCAUUUAGUCCUCCUCCACCCUACUUCUCCCUACAGUCACCACACUGUUGUCCAUGUCCGUAAGUCCUUUUUCCUUUUUGCUCUCUACAACUUUUGGUUUUGGCUGUAUUUUAAAAUUAAAUACAGCUUUUAAAAAGGAACAGAAGGAGUCAACUUUUUACAUGACUCAGAUUAAAAAAUAUAAACAUUAUUUUAUUUUGUACUCAAAAUUAAUUCCAGCUGCUGUUGUGGAGGAUAGAAGGAAGAAAAAAUAACCAAGAAAAACAAGUUUUAUGGAAUAUUAGUAUGUUUAUCAAACUGGUAGCUGUAAAAUGAAUAUACACAUUACUAACAUGAAACAAGUGUUUUCAGAACUACUUCAUUUGAGUUUUGUUUUUGCUGUUGUUAAAUGCAAUAAUUAUGCUUCAUAUUUUCAAAUUAUGCUUAGUUUUGUGUUUUGUUUUCCUUGUAAACUUCUUUCUUCAUGCAGUUAACACAUUAGUUAUAGCUAGCUAAUAGUCUGCCUUUUAAAAUUUUGUGCAAAAAUUUAUUCUAUGUAUUUGAAAUUGCAGUAUAAUUUGCAGUAUUGGAAAAUGAAAGUUUUUUUUAUGUAUUACAGCAAUUAAUGCUUCUAAGCGUAAUAUCAAAGAGUAGUUGUAGAAUAGGACAUGAAACUAAAUUUUUGGUAGCUUGGAAUGUAUGACUUAAAAAAAGUGAAUGUAUAUGUUUUGGUCAUAUUGUCUUUAUAACCAAGUUAAUAUCUAUGCUUUAGACAUAAACUUGCCAUGCCUUAGAGAAGCAUAAUUUAAUCAGGAGUUCUAGCUGUUCCAUACAGUUCCAACUAAAAAUAAAUGUAUUGAUUGAAAUUUAUAAACUCAAAUUCAUUUACCACAGCUAUGAUUAUAUUUUCAAAAAUGUUUUCUCCCUUUUUGGGAAAUAUUAAAGUUAAUUUCUGCCAUCUUAUUAGAAGAGAAUGAUGUUGAUAUGUAUUUCAGGUUUUUCAUUUCAGAUCUCAUAGUUAAUUGGAUUUUUUUUUUUUUUUUUUUUUGCUUUAAGUAAGCUGUAUAAAUGGCACUUUUAAAUUGGAAGGGGGAUAUUUUAGUGUAAAUUUUAGGUCAAAAAUAGUGAAUUAUUCUACUUCAUAAAACAUUUUAUUCUGAAGUCCCUGGACCAUUCUUUCUUGAUAAAAUUGUAUGCAAAGCAUUUAGUUUUGAACAUUAUUUGACUGUUGCUGCUCCUGUGUUGUUAUUUGAAAGAAGGUUGACAAGAUGGACUUCAAAGGGGAAAAUUAUUGUUUUUCCAAAAAUUGCUGAAAUAUUGUUUUGCCAUUAAAUAUAUCAUCUCAGGAUACUAACACUCUGCCAUUAAAACAUUUCUAUGCAUGUAUUAAAAACUUUGUGUGUGCACUUUAAGGAUAAAUUCUAUUUCAGGUUUCAGAUAACUUACAAUCAAUAACUUACUUUAGUGUUUUUUAGAAUUCAAAGAAUUACAAAUGAUUGAAAAUAAUUAAAUAUAUAGUUUAAGAUGGCAUGUGUUCAGAAGUUUAAAACAGUCUUUGCAUUUGACAGUAAGAAUCUAAAUCCCUCCAGUGUGCCUUUGUCAGCUAAUUUAUGACCAGCACUGAAAAUCUUGAACGUAUUUAUUAAAUAUUAUACUAUGGAUAUAGACAAAAUAGUACAGGGUUUGCAGUAGGGUUUGAUGCUAAAUUUUAAAAUACUUCUACACCAGAAAUACAAAGCAGAAAAGCAACCAUUUACCCAUACACGCGCGCACACGCACACACCCUCCAUCCUAUAUUCUUAAUCACUUUGAAGAUGCCUGACUGAACUCAGCUGCUUUGUCUACAUACCUUAUAUAGCCAGGCCUCUCCUGUAGCUAGAGGUCCCAGUGCUCUCUUUGCUCAUUCUUCUCUUACAAUAUGAAUUAAUAUUUCCUGGAAGUUCAACUUGUUAGGGUAUUUUAUCUGGAUACAGUACUUCCUUAAUGAGGCUAUCAUUGGAUCCCUUACAUGUAGGGAGGAAAAAGUUGAAAAGUUGUAUUGGAAUAGAAGACAUUUGAUUUACUUCAUAAUAUUUUUUGUGGGUCUUUUCCUAGCUGUUUAAACUCUUUGUUUAAAGUCCAUCAAGGCAGUUUUAAAUAAUUUAUUGUUUUUACCAAAUUUCUAAGUGCUCUUUUCUCUUACCAAGCCUAGUAUAAUUGGAGGAAAUGUCUGGAAAUAAAUAAAACAUUCUUUGGAUCAUAUUGUAAGCCUUAUUAACAUUGUACCUGAACUGAUACUUGUUUGCCUCACUUGUUUGCCAAAAUAGCCAUUUCUACCUUCAGGAAAUUUCAAUGUAGGCUAACAGCAUUCUUACUGUAUUUCAUUUUAGAUUGUAAACUCAAUGUCAGGGACACUAUAUAGCUAAUUACGUUUUUAUAUAACAACCUUUGCAGUAUAUUCUUUGUACUUAA
Messenger RNA from Pteronotus mesoamericanus, 4265 nucleotides. It is a transcript of the gene LIMS1, whose product is annotated as LIM zinc finger domain containing 1. The transcript is spliced from 10 exons. The coding region runs from base 430 to 1512 and encodes 360 amino acids. NCBI's taxonomy places the organism in Eukaryota, Metazoa, Chordata, Mammalia, Chiroptera, Mormoopidae. The record is from RefSeq and is a predicted model, not a curated record. Gene Ontology annotation, cellular component: cell-cell junction; cytoplasm; focal adhesion. Gene Ontology annotation, biological process: positive regulation of substrate adhesion-dependent cell spreading; cell-cell adhesion; positive regulation of integrin-mediated signaling pathway.